AUGGCAGCGAAGUCUUCACAGACCAUGACAAUCCCCACCGACGCUGAGCUGGUCCAGGCGCAGGCUGACCUUUGGCGCCACAGCCUCAGCUACCUCACACCAAUGGCGCUCAGUUGCGCCAUCCAGCUCGGCAUCCCUACCGCGAUUCAUCGUCUUGGCGGUGCCGCGUCAUUGCCGGACCUGGUCACCACACUGUCCCUCCCGCCAUCCAAGGCGCCGUUCCUCGGCCGCCUCUUGCGGCUGCUGUCCACGACGGGGGUGCUGGCGUCAAACGAGGCUGGGAUCUACAGCCUCGUCCCACUGUCCUACCUCCUCGUGGAUGGUGUACGCAUCGACGGUGAUGCUAGUCAGACGGCCCUUGUGCUCGCCGUGACCUCCCGGCAUUACAUGGAGGCGGCCAUGGGGCUGGCCGACUGGUUCAAGAAGGAUAUCGCGCAGCCCGUGCCGUCACCAUUCGAGGAAGUGCACGGUGCGGCACUCUUCGAGGAGAGUAUGGCGGUCCUCGACCCAGAGUGUGACAAGUUGUUCAAUGAAGCUUUAGCUGCCCAUGACCAUAUGGGAAUUGGUACAAUAUUGCGGGAAUGUCAUGGCCUAUUCAGUGGCUUGCAGUCGCUCACAGACUGUUGUGGUGGUGAUGGGACGACAGCCAGGUCCAUCGUUAAGGCCUACCCGCAUAUAAAGUGCAAUGUGUUGGACCUUCCAAAGGUGGUUGAUAAAGCUUCGAGCGAUGGUUCCGUUAACUAUGUUGCCGGUGACAUGUUCCAUUCCAUCCCACCUGCUCAAGCUGUAAUGCUCAAGCUUGUUCUACACUUCUGGGGUGAUGAGGACUGCAUCAAUAUCCUAGCCCAAUGCAAGAAGGCCAUUCCUUCCCGAGAAGCAGGAGGAAAAGUGAUUAUCAUAGACAUUGUGGUUGACUCUUCUUCAGGACAGAUGUUCGAAACCCAACUGCUGAUGGAUGUGGCAAUGAUGGUAUAUACCAGGGGACGACAGCGGGAUGAAAAUGAAUGGAGUUCCAUCUUUGCGGAAGCAGGGUUUAGCGACUACAAAAUUGUCAAGAAACUUGGAGCUCGGGGUGUCAUCGAGAGUAGUGGUGUGCUAUAA
Messenger RNA from Triticum turgidum subsp. durum (durum wheat), 1101 nucleotides. The record is from the annotation of a GenBank genome assembly. Lineage: Eukaryota; Viridiplantae; Streptophyta; Magnoliopsida; Poales; Poaceae.